Messenger RNA from Papaver somniferum (opium poppy), 1583 nucleotides. Its product is annotated as phosphoglycerate mutase-like protein 1. The transcript has 9 exons. Gene Ontology annotation, molecular function: phosphatase activity. The record is from RefSeq and is a predicted model, not a curated record. Lineage: Eukaryota; Viridiplantae; Streptophyta; Magnoliopsida; Ranunculales; Papaveraceae. Gene Ontology annotation, cellular component: cytoplasm. The coding region runs from base 433 to 1179 and encodes 248 amino acids.
UUCUAACCUUUUGGAUAGAAUGUUAUGUGACCCAUAAAUGCCAACCACUAAAAUAUCGUCUAUCAAGAAGGGAUUCUCUCAUGUUAAAUUUUCUAAUUUCAAUUAUUAAAUGCCUUUACUAGUUUCUAACAAUUUAAAAAAAUAAUAUGCCGAUGCCGGGCAGGCAACCACCACCAUUAUGAUGAUGAGCAGUACUCUUCCCGGGAGCAUUCAUAGUAUUUGCAAUAACCUGAUUCCAGGAAACUGUGAGCACCAGAAUCAGCUGGGACUGUAAGACAAAGCUCGCUAGCUAUGCUCUUGAUUUGAUUGGAUCUCUCUGUUUCAAGAGGUUAUUGUAAAAUUAUCAAUUUUAGGAUUUGAUAGUGAAUCAACCGGCAAUUUGAGGUUAGCCUUUUUUUUUUUCUUUUUGGAGCUUAAUUUUUGUUGGAAGAUAUGGAUAGCUCGGCGACUACAACUCUCUUUCCGUUGCACCGUACUAAGACUUUGCAUCUGGUGAGGCAUGCCCAAGGAGUUCACAAUGUAGAAGGAGAAAAGGAUUUCAGCGCUUACAAAUCUGAAGAAUUCUUUGAUGCUCAACUUACUCCUCUUGGAUGGGAGCAGGUUGAUAACUUGCAUAAGCAUGUUCAUGAAUGUGGACUUGAUAAGAAGGUUGAAUUAGUAAUCGUGUCUCCGUUACUAAGGACGUUGCAAACAGCAGUGGGAUCAUUUGGUCCUGAAGGAUACGCGGAUGGGACGGAUGUCACACCACUAAUGGUGGCAAAUGCAGGGAAUAGCAAUUGUUCUGCAAUCUCAAACUUAAAUACCCCACCAUUCGUAGCAGUGGAGCUUUGCCGAGAACAAUUGGGUGUUCACCCAUGUGAUAGGAGGAGAAGUAUAUCUGAAUAUCGGACCAUGUUUCCUGCAAUCGAUUUCUCACUGAUAGAAGAUGAGGAGGAUGUUUUGUGGCAGGCUGAUGUAAGAGAGUCAAGAGAAGCUGUUGCUGCCAGGGGAAUGAAAUUUAUCAAUUGGUUGUGGACACGUAAAGAGAAAGAGAUUGCAGUCGUCACCCAUAGAGCUUUCUUGCGUCAGACCCUCGGUGAACUUGGAGACGACUGCCACCCAACAGUGCAGAAAGAAAUCCGCAAUCCCUUUGCUAAUUGCGAGCUUCGUUCGGUGGUGAUCACUGAUAAUGGGGCUUGAUAGGGUCUGAUACUUCAGUUACUAACUACCCUGGAAAGAUUCCUAGUGUGCUACAUCUUCCUAGUGAUCGAUGCUGCACUUAACAAGCACUCACCAGAGCAAGGAGCACCAAAUUCCUAAGCCUAGAUUGGUUAUCUUGAUUUUUACUUGCAAUAUUGUAUUAUUCUGUGUAUCUGAACCACACACGGGUGGAGAUUUCCAACGUCGGCGAAUAUAUGAAAUAACGAUUUGAGAUGGCUACUUAGAGACCCAUAAUUCAUUUCUUUGGGAUAGGACUGCAGUCUUAUACAACACAUUACUUGUAAUGGAAAUCUAAGCGAAAGAUAGUUGUUUUUUUUAUCAUGUACUACAAAAACCAACUGAUUCUAAAAGAGAGAACUAAUAGUUACCAUGGAUUUGAAGGA